CCUAAAAUGCCAUGUUCAAAUCCGUUUGAGACGUCCGAUUUAAAAAAAAAGCAACGUUAUGUUUAUCCGAACCAGCAAUACGAAGGUCAAACUAUCCAUAGUUUAAAUGCAAUUCUGUGUUUGCAGGUUUCAGUAGAAAAAGAGAUUGAUCACAAUGUUUUAACAAUUUAAAAGUCGCUUGGAGACUCUGAAAUUUGAAGCGGGAAAGGCUUCCCCUCGGGAGAUUUGAGUGGAAUCCUUUGUAAGGAACUGCUUCAAUGCUUACAGAGUUUGAAAUAUUCAGAUCAGGGUCAAUAAAAACGAUUGGAAAUGAGCAGCGUAACAUGUUGGAGGGUUGGAACAUUUACGGUCAUGGCACUUGUGAUGCAAGCUCUUGGACUUUUUCUAUUCAUCAUUGGAUUUUUUCCUGUAAAGCCUGCUCUUAGCGGGGUCAGUGGACUGGGGAGCUACGUGCCUGGCUGUUAUUCAGAUCAAAAGGAAAUUGAGAAAAACAUACCCACGGAUGAUCUGCGUUCUUUGUAUGCGGAAAAAUCAGGAAUUCCUGUGCAAUUUGAUCGGAUAAUAUUGAUGGUAAUUGAUGGUCUGCCAGCAGAGUUUGUUCUAGGCAAGGGAAGGAUUCCCCCAACUGAGAUAAUGAUAAGAGCUAUGCCUCAUACCCAAUCACUUUUAUCCAAUGGAAAGGCAUUUGGGUAUCAUGCAAAAGCAGCACCUCCAACAGUUACCAUGCCUCGCCUAAAGGCAAUGACUUCGGGAGCAAUUGCCGGUUUCCUUGAUGUUGCUUACAACUUCAAUACUCAAGCACUUCUAGAUGACAACAUUCUUGGUCAAUUAGCAAGAGCAGGCUGGCAGAUGGUGAUGCAUGGAGACGAGACAUGGCUUAAAUUAUUCCCUGGCCUGUUCAUACGUCAAGAUGGCGUUAGCAGCUUCUAUGUCAAGGAUACCAUUGAAGUGGACAGAAAUGUAUCUCGACAUAUUGAGGAUGAAUUGACUGCGACAGAUUGGGACCUCUUGAUUCUCCACUACUUAGGAUUGGAUCAUGUAGGACAUACAGGUGGCCGUGCAAGUCCUUUGAUGACUCCCAAACUAUUGGAGAUGGACAAAGUCAUAGAAAAGCUUUACACAACAUUGGUUGUCAACAACAGUUCAACAAAUCAACGUACCUUACUGAUUGUGGUCAGUGACCAUGGCAUGAAUGAUGGAGGGAACCAUGGAGGAUCCUCUUUUGAAGAAACUGAUUCUCUAGCUCUUUUUAUUCCUAUGAAUGCUGCUUUAAACAUAAAUACUUCAGCUACACUUCCUUAUUCAGCUUUCCAGGUUGACAUUGCACCAACAUUAGCUCUUCUUCUAGGUGUGCCGAUACCACAAAAUAACAUUGGUGUUUUGCUUCCACAUCUUUUUUAUUCAUUCACCGAUGACCAAAAACUUCGAGCAAUGGAGUUAAAUUCAUGGCAGCUGCUGAGGUUACUGCAGGCACGCAUUCCCAAUUCAAAGUGUCUUAUAUCAACAUGCAAUAAGGAAAUGCAUGAUGGAAACUUGGAAAGAGAAAUGGGUAGUGAACAAACUGAUGCAAAGUUAUGCUAUUUAUUUCAAAGAGCUGUUUCUCUGCAUGAUUCUUGGAGGCAACAUCAAAGCUCUACAGGUGAAUAUCAAAAUGAUGAAGUUGGAGGUCCCAAAAUCGCAAUGGAGGCUUACAUGGAGUUCUUAAGGACUGCCUCUGGAUUAUUAGCAAGAGGAAAUACUGAGAAACCUUUUCAUUUACUUGCAGUUGGAGGUUUCCUGAUGCUUGGAUCACUCCUUUUGUUUCUUGGAAUUUCUUUCCAACUUUACAAAGCAUUUCAUGAAAUACCAGAGUGCCUGGCCUCUAAGUCUGAUUGUUCAGAUCAAAUUACAGACCUUGGAAGAGUAAUAGCUAUUCUUGGGAUUUUCAUACAUGUUAUUAGCUUGGGUGCUAGCUCCUUGGUGGAGGAAGAGCAAUAUACAUGGCAUUUCCUGUUAUCAACUUUGUGCGUUAGUUUUAUACAUAGAAUUUGUCAAGUUUGGAAUUAUUUACCAAGAAAAACAUUCAAGUUCUUUUGGCCCCCCCAUUCCUUUGGCCUAGGCAGGGAAUCGGAUAAUCCAAACUUCAUUUCAAGAUUAAAUUGUGAAGGUGGGAGAUCAUUGAAUGCCCAACAAGUCAACUCUUUUCAGGUUUUAACUGUCAUUUUUGUGCUCAUUACUGCUAGAUUUUUAAGAGCAUGGCACCAAGGUGGUGUCAACUGGACCCAUUUGGCAGAUAUCUCAAAGUGGCUUGAUCAUGCCAGUCCUUGUGUCACAAAGUCUUUACAAAUGACCUCAGUUCUAUUAACAAUGCUGAUGGGAUUUCUUUUUUUCCUAGCAGUUAAGCCAAGAAAGCUUUUUCAGACUUUUGUUGGUGUAAACAUCUUAGUUUCUGGUUUUUUGAUUUCAAUGUUCAUAAUAUGGGACCGAGAUCAAAUUAUGCCAUCAUCAGAUUAUUGGCCAACAUUAAUGGCCCGUCUAGUGUAUACUUCUCUUGGUUUAACUACAGUGACAACACUGUUAGCUUUUCCUUGGAGCAUAUCCUUGCCAGAUUGUAGCAGUAAAGUAGAUUCUAAAAUUCAGAAGUCAGAUGGAAUUGUUAAGUCUCAAUCAUGCUCCAGUAUUGGUACAAAUUAUCUUGAAGAAGGAAUAAGAACUUGCAUUCAUUUUGUUGGAGUGGUCUAUAUAUUUAUCUGGUGCCUUCUACAGCUCCUACUUCAACACCCUGGAAAUGCAUGUCCUAUCACGGUGCUUCUGUUACAACUUUUUGGAAUGGUAAACUACUUUUACAAUUCUGGGCCAUACCACAAAGAAUGGAUCAUGGUCAUCACAAUGUACUGGUUAGGGAUGGCAGGUCACUUUGGACUUGGAAACAGCAAUACUCUUGCCACAGUUGAUGUGGCAGGUGCAUACAUUGGACUAACUACCCAUUCAACAGUCCUAUCAGGCAUUUUAUUAUUUAUUAUUACAUAUGGAUCACCGGUGCUAUUUCUCUUUGGCGCAAUGCUGUGUUCAUCUUUCGAGGAAGGAAGAAACUCUAUGAAUAUUACUAAAGAAGAAAGAUGUUCAGGAUAUUUCUUUCUGAAGACAAUUGCCCUUCCAUGUGUUUUACCAUUGGUUUUGAAUUCUGUCGUGUUGGUUGGAUUCACUGGUGUAUUGGUGCUUAUGAGGAAUCAUCUAUUUGUUUGGAGUGUAUUUUCACCAAAAUAUCUGUAUGUGUGCGCAACAACAAUCUGUAUAUACACCAGUACAUUUCUUAUUGCUUUCACUGGACUUUAUUCAAGUUUUGUGAUAUACAUGAGGUCUAAAUUAUCUUUGGAUUGGAUUUGCCUCUGAAAAGAUAAAACUUCUGUGAAAUGCACCAAAGAAUGAGUUUUGUGUUGGUUGAAAACUUUUUGCAUUUUGAGAUCAAAAGUACGGUGUUACCUGUACCUGUACAUAACUAAGUUCAUUAGAGAUCUGCAAAGAGGCCUAUUGCAGCUUCCAUAAAACAAUCAUCUAUUUCUGUUCAGUAUAUCAACGAGAACAUUUAUUUAUCAAUGCAAGAGGUAUUAUUUAUUA
Cryptomeria japonica (Japanese cedar) is the source of this 3597-nucleotide messenger RNA. RefSeq names its product GPI ethanolamine phosphate transferase 2. Gene Ontology annotation, cellular component: endoplasmic reticulum membrane. Lineage: Eukaryota; Viridiplantae; Streptophyta; Pinopsida; Cupressales; Cupressaceae. Gene Ontology annotation, biological process: GPI anchor biosynthetic process. Bases 310 to 3372 code for a protein of 1020 amino acids. The transcript has 17 exons. The record is from RefSeq and is a predicted model, not a curated record.